UUCCACACCUACGACAUCUACGCCCACCAUGUCGCUACCAACAAUUUCUAGCCCCACUAUUUCUUCAUCCACCACUUCUACACACACCACUUCCACACCUAGGACAUCUACACCCACCAUGUCGCUACCAACAAUUUCUAGCCCCACUAUUUCUUCAUCAACCAGUUCUACAUCCACCACUUCCACACCUACGACAUCUACACCAACCUUGUCGCUACCAACAAUUUCUAGCCCCACUAUUUCUUCAUCGACCACAUCUACACCCACCACUUCCUCACCUACGACAUCUACACCCACCAUGUCGCUACCAACAAUUUUUAGCCCCACUAUUUCUUCAUCGACCACUUCUACACCCACUCCUAACGGAUACAAUCUUUCACCAACCACAACAACUUCCAUACCAACCAGUGCUAUACCCAACCUUCCUACGCCGAUAACUUCUACGCCCACCUCUUCUAUUCCCAACACUUCCACACCCAUCAUUUCUACAUCCACCACUUAUACAUCCACUCCUAAAGGAUACAAUCUGUCACCAACCACAACUUCCACACCCACCAGUACUAUACACACCUCUCCUACCCCGAUAACUUCUACGCCCAUUACGAUUACACCCACCACUUCUACACCCACGACUUCUACAACCACGCCAAAAAGAAUGAAUCUUUCACCAACAACUUCCACACCCACCAGUACUGUCCCCACCUCUCCUACACCGAUAACUUCUACGCCCGCCACUUAUAUUCCCAAAAUUUCGACACCCACGACUUCUUCACCCACUACUUCCACAACUUCUUCUAAAGGAUACAAUCUUUCACUAACCACAGCCUCCAAACCAACCAGUACUAUAUCCAAGGCUCCUACGCCGAUAACUUCUACGCCCGCCACUUUUACACCGACCACUCCCACAGGCACGACUUCUACACCUACAUCCACCUCUUCUACACCCACAACUUCCACCCACUUCACAUCUACCUCAUCAACUUCUACUUCCACAUUUUUUAUACCCACUACUUCUACAUCACCAACACCAACUACUAAUACAUCAACCACUACUACACCUACGUCUACCGCAAGACCGAUAGCAUCAACACUCAGGACUACGACAACACGUACUACGCCUGCUGCGACUUCUUCCACAGCGACUUCUGUCCCUGCUUCCAGACCAACAGCAGAUGUUCCGGUAACAUACGGUAAAUCAACCGUCAAACAGGAAAUAGACACAUCGAAACCUCGCUUAGAUAUUGCGGUAUUUCAACUUAGCUUCAACAUACAAGUUAUGGACGGGUUUCACCCCGCUUUGGAAGACAAAUCAAGCGCUAUGUACCGACUCUACAACAAGGAGUUCAUCACGAAGUUAACCAGUGCGUAUGCGAAUAUUCCUGGUUUCGUAUCUGUGGAAAUUGUGGGAUUCAAAUUUAGAAAUGGAAGCAUUGUUUGCGAUCACCGGUGCAUCGUGCGAGCAGCUGAAAGUCCUGAUGUUAUAAAGAACUACAUAGUACAGAAUGUCUCCAGAAGCAUCAAUAAUAUGACAUUCAACGGCAAGGCCCUGAAGACACCGUUCUUGGUUUCGAACAACGUUACUGCAGCUUUGAAGACCAUGGACAACAAAUGCAAUGCUAUAGGGAUAUGUGAUCGAGGUUUCCGUUGCUUCAACGGUUCGCAUCAACAAGUAGUUCGGUGUCAGUCGCCCUGUUCAGUGGACUACUGCAGUAAUGGUCGCUGUUAUGUUGACUCGAAUGACCAACCCAAAUGCAGCUGCUAUAAUUCAACAACCUUCGCCUACUCUGGAGAUAGAUGUCAAACCAAAUCAGAAAAACUUUCCAUGAACAAGAAUGACAUCAUCGCAAUUUCGGCUGGAAUAGGAGGAGGGCUACUCCUGCUGCUAAUUAUCGCCGUGGUGUGUAUGUGCCUUGGCAGAAAGAAACUGAAGCAGCAACGCAAUCAUCACACGUAA
Molecule: messenger RNA, 1954 nt
Organism: Haliotis rufescens (red abalone)
Lineage: Eukaryota; Metazoa; Mollusca; Gastropoda; Lepetellida; Haliotidae
Product: mucin-5AC-like
Exons: 7
Coding region: 29-1954 (641 amino acids)
Source: RefSeq, a predicted model, not a curated record